GCGUCGGGGAAACGAGUUGUUGACUUGCAAAAUCUCAGAGCCUCACUUCCUGCUCGUAGCGUGAAAAAUGAUCUGUGUUAUCCUUUUAAAAUACCCCUCCGUGAACGGUGGCAAAUGUCACAUGCGUAUUGACGAGGUCGGUGCAGGUGAAAUAGUAGUUUGUUAUGGCAGUUUUGGGGGGGACAUUUGUAUUUAAGGUUAGCUCUGAAGCUUGAAAUCAGCGGGUGGAAUGUUUGCCUGAUUUGGAGUUGCAGCUGGAAUUCCCGUGUGGCUAACAGCAUAGGACCGUGUUGUAUGUAGCAGGCUGCUUGGUACUGCCAGUUUCUGGAAAAUGAAGAGUUUAUUUUGGCACAAAAAAACUUGAAAUCCCUGCAUGCAAGAUGAGUGUGUAACCUGCAUGUUAUGGAAAAUUAUACACAGGUUAAGACACUUUUUGCACCAAAUAGAACAAGUCUGUUAAUUCCAUUGCUAUACGUCUGACAGUGUCCUCGUUUAAGUAUUUUCUGAUGUGAGGUGGUUCUUGAGCAGCGGUGGUAUUUUUCCCUGGCUUCUUGGUUUCUGAAGGGGGUCAGGUGACUUUCCACUGCUUUACCCCAUCAGACGUCACUCAGCAGUGCGACACAUUCUCUGUUUCCUUGCAGGUCAACACGCUGUGACUGGGUGCAGACACCCAAGUUCAGUGCUUCCUGCCACCUCCUAUCCCUGCGUAGCCUUUGUCAAAAGACGCAGCCAAGACCCGGAGACUAUGCCUGCCCUCGGAUUGUCCCAGCUUUCCGUGUUGAGUUCCUCGUGGACCUGACCAUUGGUGGCUGACAUCCCCCCCCAGGAAGGGCAGCGUGGCCAUGAUCAGAUGGGCACUCCAAAGGCUCACUUUCCAUCUGCUCCGGAGGAGAAGGUCAUUGCCGCUCAAACUCGCAGCCAUUGUCUUCGCAGGGCUCUUCUUCUGUGAGUUUCUGAUCUAUUACCUAGCGAUCUGCCGGUGUCACUGGCCUGAGAUGAAAACACCUGCCCGUGGCCGUGGGAGAGAUCCUGUGCUGAGGGCCAUGUUUCUGGCUGACACCCACUUGCUCGGGGAAGUGACUGGCCAUUGGCUGGACAAACUACGAAGGGAAUGGCAAAUGGAGAGGGCCUUCCAGACGGCUCUGUGGCUGCUGCAGCCGGAAGUGGUCUUCAUUCUGGGGGACAUCUUUGAUGAAGGGAAGUGGAGCACACCCCAGGCCUGGGCACAUGAUGUGGAGCGCUUUCAGAAAAUGUUCAGACAUCCAAGUCACGUGCAGCUGAAGGUCGUGGCUGGCAACCAUGAUAUUGGCUUCCACUACAGGAUGAACAGAUACAAAGUAAGACGAUUUGAGAGAGAUUUGAACUGUGAGAAGCUGUUUUCUUGGAAAGGAAUUAAUUUCGUGAUGGUCAACAGCGUGGCCCUGGAAGGGGAUGGCUGCAGCAUCUGCUCUGAGGCCGAGGAGGAGCUGACGGAGAUUUCCCGCCGACUGAAUUGCUCCCGACAGGGACGUAGUGCCAGCCAGUGUGGAGUGGAGGAGCUGCUCCCUGCGUCUGCCCCCAUCCUCCUGCAGCAUUACCCACUGUAUCGGAAAAGUGAUGCUAACUGUUCCGGGGAAGACGCGGCCCCCCCAGAGGAGAAGAGCAUCCCGUUCAAGGAGAAGUACGAUGUGCUUUCUCAGGAGGCGUCUCAGAAGCUGCUCUGGUGGCUCCGGCCACGCCUGAUCCUGAGCGGCCACACGCACAGUGCCUGCGAGGUGCUGCACCCGGGAGGCGUCCCCGAGAUCAGCGUCCCGUCUUUCAGUUGGAGGAACAGAAACAACCCCAGUUUCAUCAUGGGCAGCAUAACAGCCGCGGAUUAUGCCCUCGCCAAGUGCUACCUGCCAUUUGAGGACACGGUUCUGGCCAUCUACUGCGGAGUAGCCAGCCUCCUUGUGCUCCUCAUCUUGAUCCACUUUCAGCUUUUAGCCCCACCUUUUCUUUUCGGUGGGUACCUGUUCCGAUUGCCCACGAUACGGUGACAGGGAGGAGGCAGUCUUUGCAUCUGGUCAUCAGUGUCACAGCCAAAGGAAGCCACCUUCCUCCAGAGCUCACGUUAAGAGUCGAGUGGACAGUGACCAUCCAGCAUGGGGCCUCGUUGGCGCAUGCUGCGGAUGUCCCAGGUCACUGACGCGAGUGGCUGUAGAAUAAACGGCUGUACUAGUCUCAUGCUAGCAAAAUGAGACAUGUACUUUACAACAGAUCCGCUUCCUGGUUUUUUGUCUUUUUUUUUUUUUUAUCAAAGUUGCUUUUGUACAGUUUGUAGAUGCUACUGACACUAUCACUCGCAUGCACAAGACAGUCACGCAGUCCUUGCUUCCCCGGGAGCGCCCAGAUGGCACACGUGGGGCUCAUGUGCACCCAUCUCCCAGGCUUGGUUCUCAACCUGCUGCAGACGGGGGAGGCAGAACGCUUGGAAGCACGGCGCAACACGCAGUGACAUCUUGGUCUUCACGGACUUGUCUCCUGAUGCAAGUGCGAUUCUUAAGAGAAGCCCCGCUUUCUCUCCAGAAGGCUACUUGUUGUAUCUGCAUAGAAUGCCUUUCAGCGAAUGCAAGACAGUCGCGACGUGGAGAAGAAAAUGGGUCUUCCUUCCUUUUUCAUCCCCCUCACCCCACCCCCGAGUCUGGUUCUCCUCCUUGUCCUUAAAAAAAACUCAAUCUUUUAAAUGGGAUGCCUAGAGAAUUAACUAAUUUUGCAUAACGGCAGCGGGUAACUUUAGUUUUUGGGUGGAGAUGCAGCUUGGGUUGCUUUGGAAGUAUAGGGAGACGGAAGACAUAGUGACACAGCGCAUAUGUGGCACCGGCUGCUUAAAAAGUUAUCCUUUUGUGGAAAAAGUGGUGUUGAAGUCUGAAUUUCUAAUGGAUUAGGGAAUGCUGACUCACAGAGCGCACUUGAAAGUACUAAACAUUAUAAGAAGAUUCAUGGAGUGAUUUUCUGCAUUUGUUUUAAGCGUUUCACUUUGGACAUCUUUAGAUCGGAGGAAACUAUUCUGAAAGCUGUGGCUGUGGUCCAGCUGUACCUAACUUCUGAG
This is a messenger RNA of Ochotona curzoniae (black-lipped pika), 3070 nucleotides long. Its product is annotated as metallophosphoesterase 1-like. Gene Ontology annotation, cellular component: endoplasmic reticulum-Golgi intermediate compartment. The transcript has 10 exons. Lineage: Eukaryota; Metazoa; Chordata; Mammalia; Lagomorpha; Ochotonidae. Gene Ontology annotation, molecular function: phosphoric diester hydrolase activity. Gene Ontology annotation, biological process: GPI anchor biosynthetic process; endoplasmic reticulum to Golgi vesicle-mediated transport. The coding region runs from base 843 to 2018 and encodes 391 amino acids. The record is from RefSeq and is a predicted model, not a curated record.